Bacillus rossius redtenbacheri is the source of this 3159-nucleotide messenger RNA. Its product is annotated as piwi-like protein Ago3. Gene Ontology annotation, molecular function: RNA endonuclease activity; protein binding; piRNA binding. The coding region runs from base 143 to 2905 and encodes 920 amino acids. The transcript is spliced from 17 exons. Gene Ontology annotation, cellular component: P granule. Lineage: Eukaryota; Metazoa; Arthropoda; Insecta; Phasmatodea; Bacillidae. Gene Ontology annotation, biological process: regulatory ncRNA-mediated gene silencing. The record is from RefSeq and is a predicted model, not a curated record.
GUCUAAGGGAAUAUCCUGUUCCACUUUUGUGUAAGUUUAUUUUAUAAUUUCAGUAAAGAAAAGAAAAUCGAUGAUUGUUUGUUUUUGUUUUUCAAAAUGCAUUAGAUGAGUGCUUUCUAUACUGAUUAAUUAAGACACAAGGAUGGCGGAUAACAACGUCCCGCUGGGGCGUGGGAGAGGGCGAGCCAGCAUCCUAGCACAGGUGGGGCUCCAGCUGGGUCAGGGAGACGCUCCGGUGCUUCCAGACGCGGCACCGCCACAGGCCGAGACACCAGCUCCCUUGCCGGUGCUGGGACGCGGUCGUGGGCAGGCACGCAUAGUGGAGCUACUGCAGCAGCAGGCCGCGGCGGCCGCUGCGGAGCAGGCAGCAGCGCAGCCGCCUGUGUCGGCCGGCCGUGGCGCACGGCUGCUGGAGCAGCAGCCGGGGGCCGCCCCAGCCUCACUUCCCCCGCCCAGGGCCGGCAUAGGGAGAUCGAGCGCCCUCUUGUCAGUGGUGUCGGGGUCUCCGGCGCCUCAGAAAGUUCCGGCACAAGCUCCUCCGCCCGUUGCGCCUGAGCCACUGAAGCCACAGCCUGCGGGAGUGGCAGCGCUGGAAAAGAAACUGGAGCAAGUGUCGCUGCAGGAGCAGCCUCCAGUUUCCCGUACCGGGGAGUGUGGCACCAAGAUCUCUGCUGCGGCUAACUAUAUAGCUUUGAACUUGGAGCCCGGCAAGGGCGUGUACGAGUACGAAGUGCGGUUCAACCCCGAGUGUGAUGCAAAGGACUUUCGCUUUAAGAUGCUGAAUGAGCAUAUUCUUGCCAUUGGUGGUGUGAAAACGUUUGAUGGUGUGACUUUAUAUUUGCCGCUGAAACUGCCAAACGAGUUGACGUACUUGGAGUCGCUGCACCCGGCGUCCGGGACGCCGGUGACCAUCUCGGUGCAGUUCAAGCGGCAGAAGCGGCUCGGGGAGUGCAUCCACCUGUACAACGUGCUGUUCAAGCGGAUCAUGAAGGAGCUGCAGAUGUCCCGCCACGGCCGCCACCACUUCAACCCCGAGGACGCGCAGGUCAUCCCGCAGUACAAGCUGGAGGUGUGGCCGGGCUGCAUCACCGCCGUCGACGAGUACGAGGGCGGCAUCCAGCUGUGCUUCGACGCGUCCCACCGCGUGCUCAGGAAGCAGUCCGUCAAGGAGUUCAUGGGUGAAGUUACUCGCAAGUUUCCUGGAAACUACAGAGAAGAAAUCAGUAAAGGGCUAAUUGGCUCGUCAGUCAUGACAACUUACAACAACAAGCUCUACAGGAUUGAUGAUAUUGACUGGACCAAGAAUCCCAUGUCGACGUUCGUGCUUAGCAAUGGACAAGAGGUCACUUUUGUCGAUUACUACAAGAGGCACUACAAUUUGCAGAUCACUGACACACAACAGCCUUUGCUGAUCACCAAGAGUAAAUCAAAGAAAGAUGGGGGUACAGAAGAGCUUCUCGCAUUGAUACCAGAGUUGGCAAAUCUAACAGGUCUAACUGACCAAAUGAGAAACGACUUCCAGAUAAUGAAGUCCAUAGCUAUGUACACAAGAAUAUCACCGAAUCAACGGAAAUCGGCUAUGAUGAAGUUCAUCAAUAAUGUGAACAAAGCUCCCAAAGUCAAGAAGCUGCUCUCAGACUGGGGUCUCACCCUGGCUCCUGGUCCUGUGGACAUCACUGCGAGGGUAAUGCCUCCAGAAAGGAUAAUCUUUGGCCAGGGUGCUGAGGUUCCCGGUGCAGACAACGCAGAGUGGAGUGGUGCUGCGAUGAGGAACAACGUCCUGGAUGCAGUGAACAUCGUCAACUGGCUGGUGAUGCACGUGGACCGAAACAGGCAGGCGGCCCGCGACUUCGUGAGCAACAUGAUGAGGCUCGGCCCGCAGCUGGGCAUCAAGGUGUCGCAGCCCACCGUCAUCACGCUGGACGACGACCGGACGGAGAGCUACAUCCGCAGCCUGCGCGAGAACAUCAAGCCCAGCGUGCAGGUGGUGGUCACCAUCUGCAGCACCGCCCGCGACGACCGCUAUGCCGCCAUCAAGAAAGUUUGUUGCACCGAGAAGCCGGUCGCUUCGCAAGUGAUCAACUACCGCACACUUUCUAAUGAGAAAAAGCUUAAGUCUGUGGUUCAGAAGAUUGCUUUACAGAUAAACUGUAAGCUUGGUGGAACAUUGUGGGCAAUUCAUGUACCAUUCAAAGACAAGUUCAUGGUGUGCGGCAUCGACUCGUACCACGACAAGACCAGGAAGAGCGCGGCUGCCUUCGUCGCGUCCUACGACAAGGACCUGACCAGGUGGUACAGCCAGGUGGCGCUGCAGGGCAUGCAGCAGGAGCUCAUAGACUCGCUGGUCACCUGCUUCGUCGCGGCCAUCAGGAAGUUCCACGCGGUGAACAAUGGCUUUCCUGAUCGUAUUGUGAUCUACCGUGACGGCGUGGGUGACGGGCAGUUGGCCACGACAGCCCAAUACGAGGUGCCGCAGUUCCUCAAGUGCUUCAAUUCCAUACUUCCGGGUUACAACCCAAAGCUUUGUUUUAUUGUGUGCCAGAAGCGCAUUAACACGAGGAUAUUUGCUGCACGGGGGUCUGACAUGGAGAACCCACCACCUGGUACUAUCGUGGAUCACACUGUCACGAGACGGAACUGGUAUGAUUUCUUCCUGGUGUCGCAGAAUGUACGACAGGGCACCGUUACACCGACACACUAUGUGAUAGUGCACGACACAUGUGGCCUGAAAACAGAUCACAUUCAGCGCUUCACAUACAAGAUGUGUCACAUGUAUUACAACUGGCCCGGUACAAUUCGAGUCCCAGCACCUUGUCAGUAUGCCCACAAGUUGGCCCAGCUGGUGGGUCAGCAUACCAAACGUGAGACAUCCGAGGUCUUGACUGAUCGUUUAUAUUUUUUAUAAACUUCCAAAAAUGUGUGAGUUUAGGAGAUACGUUACCAACCGAUGUUUUUGAUGAGUGUCAAGUCAUGAAGUGUCGACUAUUUUACCAGUGCUUUUACUUUCUUUGUAUUACAUAAAAGUGUUGUUGAACCCAGAUAAACAAACAUUUUCAUAGUGGGAAAAACAUAUUUUUAUAUUUUUAUACCAUAAGCGAGAUGGGUAUAGUACAUGUACUAUCAUUUGUUUUGUGUGCAAAGUAAACGUUAGAGUAUUUA